Actinia tenebrosa (Australian red waratah sea anemone) is the source of this 2629-nucleotide messenger RNA. Its product is annotated as QRFP-like peptide receptor. Gene Ontology annotation, biological process: G protein-coupled receptor signaling pathway. Lineage: Eukaryota; Metazoa; Cnidaria; Anthozoa; Actiniaria; Actiniidae. Gene Ontology annotation, cellular component: plasma membrane. The record is from RefSeq and is a predicted model, not a curated record. Gene Ontology annotation, molecular function: G protein-coupled receptor activity.
GUUUGAUUGAGAUUCUAUCACAUGACAUUGGAAGGAAGGAGAUCACAUGCCCGCCUCUUCCCGCCCUUGUCUAUUUAUACAUUAUAUCAGCUGGGGUAUAUAAAUGUAUAUAUUUCUGGAUUUUAUGUUGAUGCAACAAACAUCGUUUUAAAGAAUGACUUGCGCAAGCGCUGUGCUAUCUCAUGUGAUCUCCUUCCUUCCAAUGUCAUGUGAUAGAAUCUCAAUCAAACUUCAACUUACAGGCAAGUCUCGUUUAAUUUUCCAAUUACACAUGAUUGUUUGAAGGGAAAGUCAGUUGGUAAUGCGCUUGUCUUCUGAAUGCUGAAUAACAGGUGAGACUGCAUGAGAGUAAACAUUACGGCUAAGGUUUUUCGUCGAGAACGUUGGAAGAAAGACGAGGCAAAGGAACCGUGUAAAAAGAAAGAAUUUAAACAUAGGAGAGUGAAAGAAAAGAACAUGGACUAUAUAUUAAAGACAACUGAAUAGAAAGAUUUAAUAUCUGAGGACAAAAAAAAGUCUAAGGGAACCUGGCAUCAUAGCGAAGAUAAAAUUUAAAGGGAGCCGUGGAUCAAACCUAACAACAUUAGAUAAACAUAUAAUCCUUGACAGAAUUACCAAUGUCUAUCUAUGCUAAUUCCCCGUCUGCUCGGAUAACAGUCCUCACCAUCUUGAGUUUAUUCGUGGUUGCGGAUGUCUUUGGAAACAUACUGGUUUGUUUAGUAGUGCUGCGUAACCCGAGCAUGCGCACUGCUAUGAACCUUAUUCUGGUCAAUUUAGCCCUGUGUGACAUUACGGUUGCCAUAGGAAUGACAUCAAAGUACAUAUUGACGGAACUGAUAUCACAUCCAACAGGGGAUUUUGGAAAAUAUCUAUGUACUUUUAUAACAUCUGGAAACUUGACAUGGGUUGGUGGUCUUGCUUCAGUGUUCUGCCUUGUAUCUUUAUCAUACGAGCGAUAUUCAGCAAUAGUAAACCCGUAUGACAUCCAUAAAAGGAUUACUAAAAGAAAAGCAGUGUGGUUCUCGGUUGCUUCGUGGAUUAUGUCUAUGAUAAUAUGUGUACCGGAGUUCAUAGGCUAUGACUAUUACAUAACUAGGCAAGGCUGUUUCCAAAAAUGGCCGUUCCCGUGGCUACCAAAGGCUUACAGCAUGUUUUGGCUGUUUGUGGUGGGUAUCAUACCAAUUAGCCUGAUGGUGUUCUUUUAUUCAAGGAUUGUCCAUACAUUAUGGUUUCAGUCCAAAAGAGACCCUGAGCUUGCGCAGCAAGCGGCUCUCAGAUACCGCAAAAGUGUCACAAAGAUGUUAAUCGUAAUAAGCGUCAUCUACAUAAUUGGAUGGAUGCCAACGCUUUGUGUAUUUGUCCUUGUAUUUUGGAGCAAGGCUUUCCAAGUCGGACAGGUUAUUGGUGCUGUGACUGCGAUACUUGUGGUAUUUAACUCAGCGGUAAAUCCAUACGCGUAUGCGCUACAGAGUAAAGAGUUUAGAAAGCGUUUGAAGAGUUAUAUAUUCUGCUGCCAGUGUCGUCUAGUUGUGCUUCCAGUCAAUGAUACAUAUACUCAACACUCUGUUGCCUUAAACCAACCACAUGUUAAUAAGGCAUUUGUGGCUGAUCAAAACAUAGAGUUACAAAGUUACAAUAAAAGAAGUCAAACGUGUCUCAAAAAAGAAGGAUGAGCAUUUGAAGACCAAUGUUUGAAAACAUUUUCAUCGAAGCUUGAAGUCAGCGAUGAACUGUAGCACGUGUAAAUAAUAAGAUUGAAUUGUUCCAAAAUCAAGAUUACAAAAAAAAAAUUAAGUUCUUAGUAGAGCCGAAUACACAGAUCACAUUGCAGAUAUAGCAACUUCAUAUAGUGGUUAUUAUUGACAUAGUGCACUACAUGCAAUUGUAGAUAUAAGCUAUAAAGAAUUAUUUGCACUAAUCAGAUCGAUGAUAAAAAUCCUAAAAUUUCAAAAAAUUUCAGGUAAAAAAGUUUCUUUAUAAUACAUUAUGACGUAAAUCAGUACUACAUGAAAAAUAGUGACUUGUGUAUCAAGUGUAUCAAGUCAGUAUGAAAUUAUUUUUAUAAUAACCAUAAUACUAUCAUAUUUUGGGAACCGAAAACCAACGUCAGUAUUUCACUUAUAAGGCAAUCCAUGAGAAUAGUUACCUUUUUCGAAAUAGUAGCAAGACUGUGUGAUAUCCCUUAUUGUAGAAGUUACACAAAGGAAAAAUGUACAAAAGAGUUUUAAAGCCAUACACUUUGUAAAAUGAAUACAUUCGCGUCAAUAUUGGAUAAACCUGGAAUCAAUAGUAAUAGUUCAAAUGCAGACAUUAAGAAGAGAGUCAAAACUGACCCAAGAUGUGGCAACCAUGUUGGUGGAAUAUUUUCUUAGAUACCGCCAACAUGGCCGCCAUGAGAUACAAACGAAGACUAAUGGUGUUACUUGCGGUUCAUCUUUACUCCUUGGAAUCAGCAAUCCCUCCUGGUGUGACCGCAAAAGUAGUUUCAUUCUCCGGUAAAUCAGGACUGAAAAAAAAGACAAAAGAAUGAUGAUACAUUAUGGAAUUGUCUAAGAUUUUGAAUAGUACUGAAAAGCAGUUACGCGCGUCACGACCUCUUAAUAAAAGAGACUGUAUAGAAUCAAAUAAA